Molecule: messenger RNA, 928 nt
Organism: Plodia interpunctella (Indianmeal moth)
Lineage: Eukaryota; Metazoa; Arthropoda; Insecta; Lepidoptera; Pyralidae
Product: cytochrome b5-like
Exons: 4
Coding region: 63-434 (123 amino acids)
Cellular component (GO): intracellular membrane-bounded organelle; membrane
Molecular function (GO): heme binding
Source: RefSeq, a predicted model, not a curated record
GGAUCAGAUAGGAUUUAGUGUUGAGCUCACUCGUGACGCGGCUGCCUUGAAGUGAAAAAGAAAUGGCCGAGAGUACAGUGAAAACUUAUACGUUAGCAGAGGUGGCGCAGCGCGACGGCCGCGCAGGCGCGCCCAUGUGGAUGGUCUACAAGGACAGCGUGUAUGACGUCACCAACUAUGCUAAUGAGCACCCUGGUGGCGUAGAGUCUAUCGUAGAAGAAGCCGGCACGGACGCGACCAAGGCUUUCGACCAGAGCGGCCACACCAGCGACGCCAGAGAGAUCAUGAAGAAGCUCAAAAUCGGAGAAAUAGUAGAGGAGGAAAAGAAAUACGACGCAAAUGGCAAGAAAAAGAAACGGGUGGUGAAGGCAGCGCCAGAAGGCGAGAGCAGUCGGAGUUGUCUCAAUGUGGUCACGUGUGGUCUCAUCGGAUGACGAGCAACGACUGCCCCCUUUAUAUAGUUUACGCCUACCGUCAAAUACUUUUUUAAUUUUCGAAGGCCUGUGUUGUUUGAAUGCGUUUCUUGUGUACUAUAAAGAAUGAAGACGAAGGAUCCAGAAGGCCUACCCCGAAACAUACGAACUCUUAGCACGUUACUAACGUCCACAUGCCGUGGUUACCCAUAUUGGGUACGCAUCGUGUAAUAGAGAGAAUUUGUGGACGCAAUGACGUGUUACGUGUUUUAUGUUUCAUGGUAGCCCUCCAUCCACAAUUCCAUAUAAUAAACGCACACACAUAACGCAUUAGGUCUGCACCGACCUUAAAGGAGUUACAUAAGAAGCCACAAAUUAUUUAUUUAUCUUUUGGUUAAGAACUAAAUCAGUGGAUGAAAGUCGCUGGGAUCCAUGGCCAUAUAGACCAUCGGAAUUAGCGGAUACAGAGAUAGCCUAGCAGUUUACUAUACUUAGUGUUCUAGUGGCGGAUAAAU